Messenger RNA from Penaeus vannamei (Pacific white shrimp), 492 nucleotides. The record is from RefSeq and is a predicted model, not a curated record. NCBI's taxonomy places the organism in Eukaryota, Metazoa, Arthropoda, Malacostraca, Decapoda, Penaeidae.
AUGUUGCAGCUCCGUGGUUUGCUCAGUGUAGUCAUAAAUCUAUUAGUUUUUGAUGGUAUUUUUGAGAACGAGGGUUUUAGAUUUGUUGUAGAUGGGAAAUCGCUUUGUAUGAGUGUGGCAGUGCUGUUGUGUUUUGGUGGCAUGAGAGCUAUGGGUGGGGUGGGGGGCUUGGACGUCGUCGUUGGGGUGGAGACCUUCCUGGAGGCGACGGCGGAUAUGGCGGAGGCGGCCAUGGCGGCUCGAAGGCUCCAACGUCAUCCCGCCCAGCUUGUUGGCGUCGGCUCUCUGCCAGGCACCGGCGGAGGCGGCGCUGGAGGCGCUGGGGGCUACGGCGACGGAGGCGGAGGCGGCCACGGGGGCUCGAGCGGCGCCAGCGUUGUCCAGGCUCAGCUGGUGGGCGUCGGCAGCCUUCCCGGAGGUGGCGGCGACGGUUAUGGCGGCAACAGCGGAGGCAACGGAGGCGGCUAUGGCGGCGGCGGCGGCGGCUGGUGA